UGAAUUUUUAAGUAUUAUAACAAUGGACAUUCCUUCACCCUGGCUAUCUCUUUUCAGCAAAUAACCUGGGAGGAGGACAGGAGGAGUGCGGCGGGCGGGCAGGCCAAACGAGGACUCGCUGCCGGUGGGCAGGAGACAUGGAUCGCAGCGAGCAAGGUCUACUGAGAACAGACCCAGUACCCGAGGAAGGAGAAGAUGUUGCUGCCACUAUCAGUGCCACUGAGACCCUAUCAGAGGAGGAGCAAGAAGAGCUAAGAAGAGAACUUGCUAAGGUAGAAGAAGAAAUCCAGACUCUGUCUCAAGUGUUAGCAGCAAAAGAAAAGCACCUAACAGAGAUCAAGCGGAAACUUGGGAUGAAUUCACUAGAGGAACUAAAACAGAACAUUGCCAAAGGGUGGCAAGAUGUGACAGCCACGUCUGUGUACAAGAAGACCUCUGAAACCUUAUCUCAGGCUGGACAGAAGGUUUCAGCUGCUUUUUCAUCUGUUGGAUCAGCCAUCACCAAAAAGCUGGAAGAUGUAAAAAAUUCUCCAACUUUCAAAUAAUUUGAGGAAAGGUUGAAAGUUUAAUGUCUAAAGUAGGGGGAACCAAGCCUGCUGGUGGUGAUUUUGGAGAAUUCUUGAAUUCUACUGCAAACGCUAGUUCCACCACCAUGGAGCCUCUUCCAGAAGAGACACAGGAGAGCCUGUGAGAUUCCACCUUUGUUCUGCUACUCGCUGCCAGAUGCUGCAAGCGAGAUCCAAGCACAUCUUGUCAACAUUCAUUGCCAUGAAUUUCCACCAGAUGUGCCUUUGUUGAACUUUACAUAUUCCUUUGACCAAAUAGUUUGUGGGUUGAACAACGUAAAAAUAUCUUAACCUCUAUUCCUGGGAGACACCCUUUCAUGUGCAUUUAAGGCCCUUUAUUUAGGAAAUAUCAUGAUAAAAACACAUAUAGUACCUGGAGAUCCUCACUAGAAUGACCUAAGAAGCUGUGGGUUAUCAUAAUUGCUUUCCUACUUUACAAAAUUGCUCUGGACCUGGGAUACCAGUUUGAUCUUUGUCUUCUAUACAAUUUUCUUUUUUCCUCUUUGAAUCUCUGUAUAUUUGAUUCCUACAUAAGAUUGCUCUUUAAAAUUAUCUGUAUCCUGGUUAUUAAAAGUUUUGGCAAAAUGUUCUUUACCUCCAAGGGAAGAACUACCAGCUACAAAAAAUAUUUCGAAUAGGUAUUGUUUUGGUAUAAGUUAUCUUAUAUCUUGGGUGUUUGAAGACACCAGACUAAAUAUUCAAUUCGUUAUAGCUUUGUAAGUGACAAUAUGUACAAGUAAUUCAAAAUCCUAGGCGACUUGAUACUGGAGCCCUCACAUCCUUGUUUAUCACCAUCUGUGACAGUAACCAUUUUAGUGUCAUG
Messenger RNA from Kogia breviceps (pygmy sperm whale), 1389 nucleotides. The record is from RefSeq and is a predicted model, not a curated record. NCBI's taxonomy places the organism in Eukaryota, Metazoa, Chordata, Mammalia, Artiodactyla, Physeteridae.